Messenger RNA from Humulus lupulus (European hop), 1704 nucleotides. RefSeq names its product aspartic proteinase 36-like. The coding region runs from base 124 to 1611 and encodes 495 amino acids. The record is from RefSeq and is a predicted model, not a curated record. Gene Ontology annotation, molecular function: aspartic-type endopeptidase activity. Gene Ontology annotation, biological process: proteolysis. The transcript has 10 exons. NCBI's taxonomy places the organism in Eukaryota, Viridiplantae, Streptophyta, Magnoliopsida, Rosales, Cannabaceae.
UUCCUAUAACUACCUCUCCUUCUCUAUAUAUAUAUAUAUAUAUAUAUAAAUAUAUAUCUCUUUCUCACUCCUUAAAAUCAGAGAAAAUUAAAGAGAGAGAAGGACACACACAAACACAGCAAUAUGAGAGCUUCUCAAGUACAACUUGUCGUCGCCGUCGUGGCGCUGCUGCACACGGCGGCGUUGAUGCAUGGUUUUCCAUCUUCAAGUAGGAUGACACUGAAGAGAGCUUUUCCGACGAAUCAUCGAGUUGAACUGAGUCAACUCAGAGCUCGUGACGCGCUCAGGCAUAACAGCGUGAUUAGCUUCCCUGUUGGAGGAACCUUCAAUCCAAGUCUCGUCGGGCUUUAUUAUGCGGAAAUAAAAUUGGGUUCUCCUCCAGAAAAAUUCCACGUGCAAAUUGACACUGGAAGUGAUGUUUUGUGGGUUAAUUGUAGACCCUGUAUUGGUUGCCCAAUAUUUACUGACCUCCAAACGAUUGAGCUGAAUUCUUAUGAUCCAGUGAGCUCGAAUACAUCUUCAUUGAUUUCAUGUAAAGACCAAAUAUGCAAAGAUGGAGUUCGAUUAGAAGAGUCUCUUUGUUCUUUCCAAACUAAUCGAUGCAUUUACUCGUUCUUGUAUGGAGAUGGAAGCACAACCACAGGAUUUUAUGUUUCAGAUUUGUUGUCGUUUGAAACAAUUGGUGGUCGUUUUGAUAUCGAUUCUCGAAAAACUAACUCUUCUGCCUCCAUUGUCUUCGGGUGUAGCAACAUAGCAACUGGAGAAUUGAGCAGAGCGGACAGUGCAACAGAUGGGAUUUUUGGGUUGGGUCAGCAUAAAAUGUCAGUGAUUUCCCAACUAUCCUCACAAGGAGUAGCACCAAAGGUUUUUUCUCACUGUUUAAAAGGAGAUGAUAAUGGUGGUGGUAUAUUAGUUUUUGGUGAUAUUGUAGAGCCAAACAUGGUUUAUACUCCACUUGUCCCAUCUCAGCUUCAUUAUAACAUAAAUCUGCUCAACAUAUAUGUUAAUGGCCAAGUAGUAUUGCCCAUUGAUUCAAGAGAGUUUACAUUAUCAACCAGUAAUGGAACCAUAGUUGAUUCUGGAACAACUCUGGCUUAUCUUCCAAAAAAUGUUUAUGACUCUUUUGUCAAAGCUGUUGAUGAAGCUGCUUCAAAAAAUGCAAGAUUAGUUCCUUUGCAGGGAUUUCAAUGUUAUUCUGUUGAUUCCAGCAUCAUAAAUAGUACAUUUCCACAAGUGAGUUUCAACUUUUCUGGUGGUGCAUCUAUGGUUCUAAAACCUAAGGACUAUCUAUUAGAGCAAAAUUCCACUGAUGGUACUAAAUUAUGGUGCAUUGGAUUUUUGAAGAAUCAGAAUGAAGAUACAACAGUACUAGGAGACCUUGUUCUUAAAGACAAAAUUGUGGUCUAUGAUUUGGCUAAUCAAAGAAUUGGAUGGACUGAUUAUGAUUGUUCAAUGCCGGUUGAUGUUUCAACUAAUACUAGUAGUGAAACAGAAUUAGUCAAAGUAGGAGCCCCAAUCAGCAGUACAUUUCAGAAAGAGCCUUCCAAGAUUAUGAUACUAAUAAGCAUAGUUACUUUACUUGUAUACAUAGCAACACUUGUAGAUCUAUAGUUUUCUAUGUUCUAUAAAGCAAAAAAAAUAAUGCUAGAGGACAUUCAUUUUGGCACUUUUUUUUUAAUUUUAAAAAAUUAGAGAAUUGUCAUA